Messenger RNA from Rosa chinensis, 516 nucleotides. RefSeq names its product NAC transcription factor 56. The record is from RefSeq and is a predicted model, not a curated record. Lineage: Eukaryota; Viridiplantae; Streptophyta; Magnoliopsida; Rosales; Rosaceae. Gene Ontology annotation, biological process: regulation of DNA-templated transcription. Gene Ontology annotation, molecular function: DNA binding. The transcript has 2 exons. Bases 1 to 516 code for a protein of 171 amino acids.
AUGGAAUCCCAGAAAGUAGUAGUGAGCUCUAAUUUGCUUCCAGUUGGGUUUAGGUUUAUGCCAACAGAUGAAGAGCUGGUCAGUCACUAUCUAAUGAACAAAGCUUGUUCCAGAGCUGUACCAGUUGCUGAUGCGAUUCAGGAGAUCAAUGCGACUCGGUUUUACAGCAACCAUCCAAAGAGUCUAGUGACGUUCUCUGAUGGAGAGAGGGAGUGGUUCUUCUUUAUUCAUGAAGGCAAUGACAGUUGCAGCAGCCAUGCCCAGAGAAAAAGAAAUGUUCGAGAAGUCGGAAACGGGCUAGGGUUUUGGAAACCGAACGGAUCAGAAAACCCGAUCUACAAUGAAGAUGGAAAUGUCUUUGCGACCAAGAUCUACCUCACUUACUUCUCCGGAAGUUGUCACUCCAAUAAACCAAAGAGAACCCACUGGAAAAUGGUCGAGUACCAUUUACAGAUAAGAAGAGAAUGGGUAGUGCUGGGAAGAUUACAAAGAGGAAUGGAUUACACUGGUUUUUGA